AUGCCGGAGAACGGCUCCUUCGCCAACUGCUGCGAGGUGGGCGGGCGGGCCGUGCGCGCAGGCUGGCCCGGGGCUGGCGGCGCGCGGCCCUCCGGGACCCCCCGGCCUCCCUGGGUGGCGCCCGCGCUGGCCGCCGUGCUCAUCGUCACCACCGCGGUGGACAUCGUGGGCAACCUCCUGGUCAUCCUCUCGGUGCUCAGGAACCGCAAGCUCCGCAACGCAGGUAAUUUGUUCCUGGUGAGUCUGGCAUUGGCUGACCUGGUGGUGGCCUUGUACCCCUACCCGCUAAUCCUCGUGGCCAUCUUCCAUGAUGGCUGGGCCCUGGGGGAGGUGCACUGCAAGGCCAGCGCCUUCGUGAUGGGCCUGAGCGUCAUCGGCUCCGUCUUCAACAUCACCGCCAUCGCCAUUAACCGCUAUUGCUACAUCUGCCACAGCGUGGCCUACCACCGGAUCUACCAGCACUGGCACACCCCCCUCUACAUCUGCCUCGUCUGGCUCCUCACCGUGGUGGCCCUGGUGCCCAACUUCUUCAUGGGGUCCCUGGAGUACGACCCACGCAUCUACUCCUGCACCUUCAUCCAGACAGCCAGCGCCGAGUACACGGCUGCAGUGGUGGUCAUCCACUUCCUCCUCCCCAUCGCUGUCGUGUCCUUCUGUUACCUGCGCAUCUGGGUGUUGGUGCUCCAGGCCCGCAGGAAGGUCAAGCCAGACAGCAAGCUGCGCCUGAGGCCCAGCGACGUCCGGAGCUUUCUAACCAUGUUCCUGGUGUUUGUGAUCUUUGCUGUCUGCUGGGCCCCACUGAACUGCAUCGGCCUUGCUGUGGCCAUCAACCCAGAAGAAAUGGCUCCCCAGGUCCCAGAAGGGCUCUUUGUCACCAGCUACUUCCUGGCUUAUUUCAAUAGCUGCCUUAAUGCCAUCAUCUAUGGGCUCCUGAACCAGAACUUCCGCAGGGAAUACAAGAAGAUCAUCUUGGCCCUUUGGAGCCCACGGUGCUGCUUUCAGGACGCCUCUAAGGGCAGCCAUGCUGAGGGGCAACAGGGCCAAGCCCUACCUGUUGUUAUUGGCCAGCGCCUCGUCCAGGCAGACGCUCUGUAG
Diceros bicornis minor is the source of this 1095-nucleotide messenger RNA. RefSeq names its product melatonin receptor 1B (gene MTNR1B). The record is from RefSeq and is a predicted model, not a curated record. Gene Ontology annotation, biological process: G protein-coupled receptor signaling pathway. Gene Ontology annotation, cellular component: membrane. The coding region runs from base 1 to 1095 and encodes 364 amino acids. Lineage: Eukaryota; Metazoa; Chordata; Mammalia; Perissodactyla; Rhinocerotidae. Gene Ontology annotation, molecular function: melatonin receptor activity. The transcript has 2 exons.